AUGGGAAUGUCAAAACAGGAGAAACAAAGCAAUAUAAAGAUACUUACCCUCUCUCAGAAUUUACAGUCCAACCAGCAAGGUAACUCCUUGUUGAUCAUAUUCAUCUGGAUAGAGCACAGUCUACAUGAACCUAUGUACCUCUUCCUGGCCAUGUUGGCUAUGUCAGAUAUUUUGCUCUCCAGCGCUAUCAUGCCCAAGAUGAUGGAAAUUUUUUGGUUCCAGGAUAGAGUCAUACCUUUCCAGACUUGCAUUACCCAGAUGUUCUUUGUUUUUGUCAUCUUUAUCAUGGAGUCCACAGUUCUUCUUGCCAUGGCAUUUGACCGCUAUGUGGCCAUCUGCUAUCCAUUGAGAUACACCAUGAUUCUGACCCCCUCUGUGAUCAAAAAAAUUGUGGGAUUUUCUGUGGCCAGAGGCCUGAUCCUCAGUGCCCCUUUUGUCUUCCUAGUUGAGCAGCUGCCAUUCUGUGGAAAUAACAUCAUUGCAGACACUUAUUGUGCAGAAGCUAAGAUUUCUACAAUGGCCUGUGGAGAUAAAACAGCCAUUAAUAUUUAUACACUAGUGUUGUGCUUCUUAUCCACAGGCUUAGAUGUCAUCCUCAUCUCCAUCUCUUACACUUUUAUUCUCCGAGCUGUCUUCAGACUCCCAUCUCGUGAUGCCCAACUCAAGGCUCUGGGCACCUGCAGUUCACAUGUCUGUGUCAUCCUCAUGUUCUACCUACCAGCUUACCUGACAUUGCUGAUAAGUCACUUGCACUGUGCAGUCCUGCUGACUAAUCUCUAUGUGGUUGUACCCCCUGCACUGAACCCCAUUAUAUAUGGUGUCAGGACUAAACAAAUCCGGGAUCAUAUCAUACGCAGGUUCUCCCAUUGGACAGGGCAUGCUUAG
Gracilinanus agilis (Agile Gracile Mouse Opossum) is the source of this 885-nucleotide messenger RNA. RefSeq names its product olfactory receptor 52Z1-like. The coding region runs from base 1 to 885 and encodes 294 amino acids. Gene Ontology annotation, cellular component: membrane. The record is from RefSeq and is a predicted model, not a curated record. Lineage: Eukaryota; Metazoa; Chordata; Mammalia; Didelphimorphia; Didelphidae. The transcript is spliced from 3 exons. Gene Ontology annotation, biological process: G protein-coupled receptor signaling pathway. Gene Ontology annotation, molecular function: G protein-coupled receptor activity; olfactory receptor activity.